UCUUGCCCACCCUCCAUCUUCCACCCCCGUCGGCUUCGUCUGCUAAAGCGCAGUGGCGGAACGGACCCCAGCUUGGGGCUGAAAACGAAGGGUUUCUUUCGGUGGGAUUACUUAGGCCGGUGGAGCAAGUUACCCGAAUGCGAGAACCAUGAGGCCCCUCGUGGGAUCGCCUUGAACACUAAUGUAUGACGGCAGACCGGGGGGUGUAGGGUGUAGGGGCCCCUGUAUUGAUGCGUUUGUUUAAGCCUCACGACAGCUUUGCUCUGUCUCCAACCCGCAGCCUGCAUACGUACGCUACGUAACCCUCGAGCGCUCCCUUGACAAGAGUGCUCGGGAGUGGAUUCAAUCCCGUUACGAAAUGUUCCAUCGCGUCGGCUGACGGGCCCCGUCCUUGAGGCGUACGACUAUCAUUAGGGUGUAUAAAGGGUUUGGCGAUGGCCUCCUCUCCGGGGGUCCCGUUCUCAUUACCCUAGACGCGAUCUAUAACAAUAAGUACCCCGACGAUAUUAUACAUAGACAGACGCCCUGCUAUCGUUCCAUCGAGUCGGUAUCGGUGUCGCUGUUUCUUUUAGACGCCCUCGCCAUGCCUCCCAAGGCUAGCAGUGGUAGUUCGACCUCCUUCGGUCCGCUGACGAAGAGUAUCCGACGGCUCUACCGACUGAUCGGCUUCUCGAAGACGUACAACUUGUGGCUGUGGCUCGUUUUGGGCGGCGGGCUCUUCACAUUCAGCGCGGCGAGGCUGCCCAACGUCCACUUCGGCAAUCUCUGCGGCUCGGUGCGGGAGGGUGGCGUUGACGGCGUCGCGCCCGGCGAGUGCUUCUACUAUCUGCAGCCGGGGCGCUACCAGAUUGGUAUCGUGCUGCACCUCGCCUGCAUCCUGCCCGCAGGCCUGCUCGCCUGUCUGCAGUUCGUCCCAGGGCUGCGGCGACGCGCGCCGCGCUUCCACCGCAUCAGCGGCUACGCCAUCGCUGUGCUGUCAACCCUCGGCUCCGCUGGCUCCGCCAUGAUCGUCCGCCGCUCGAUGGGCGGCACCCUCGACACUCAGGCGCUGCUCGGCGUGCUCACCACCGCCUUUCUCGUGUCGCUCUACUUCGGCUAUGUUACGGGCAUGCGCAUGCAGAUCGACGAGCACCGUACCUGGAUGUUACGCGCCUGGGUCUACUCGGGCUCCAUCCUCACUUUGAGGAUCGUUUUGGUCUUCGCCGUGAUAUCCAUAUCGCUGACCGGGGGCUACUACUCGGCCUUGCCGUGCGGCAAGAUCAACUUCAUAAAGAAGAGCGAGAACGCGACCCUGGCGUCGUAUCCGGAAUGCGCCGCCUUCUUUUCUGGCGAGAAGCCCGAGCUGCAUGCCGUGGUGGAGGCGACCGUCUUUAACCGCGACGCCGUCCAGAUGGCCGCCGCGAUCAACCAAAGCUUCGGCAUGUCAGGAUGGGUGGCUCUGGCUCUGCACGUCGUCUGUUUGGAGUUCUAUUUACGCUAUACGUCAGACGAGGGGGAGCGUCUCCGAAAGAUGUAUUACCCACGGAGAGUCGCACUCGGCCUUGAGAAGCCGUUGAAGGCUAGCACGAGUGACGGUCUUGUGAACGAGAAAGCUAUUGCUAAUGGGGACAGCACGAAGAAAUUGGAGUAAUCUUGCCGAGUCUAGGAGUUUGGUUUUGCAUGGAGACAGAUUGGUACGGGGAACGAAAAGUUGUUCAUCUACGAUAAGGCCUUGGAACAGUAUGAUGGGUUCUCAUAAGGACGGGCAUUUUUACGGAGUAUUGGGUAUGGGAUU
Durotheca rogersii is the source of this 1774-nucleotide messenger RNA. RefSeq lists its product as uncharacterized. The transcript is spliced from 3 exons. Lineage: Eukaryota; Fungi; Ascomycota; Sordariomycetes; Xylariales; Xylariaceae. The record is from RefSeq and is a predicted model, not a curated record. Bases 584 to 1630 code for a protein of 348 amino acids.